CUCUCCCACCCGACACACAUUGCAUACUCACCACACACACCUACCGGCACAUACCAUAUCGCCACCACGCCCGGGUGUGGCAAGGGGUGGUUCCAAGGCAUAUUGCGUGAAGGAGUGAUCCCCAAACGGAAUCAUCAUGAUGGAUCAUUUCCUUUCGAUUCUACCCAAGGGAUUCUUCGGGCGGCAUCACUCGCGGACGGCGAUCCCCGCGACCCCGUCGCCGCCGCCAGCGGCGGCAAUCCGCGUGGCGACUCCAGCGCCGUCCCGCCGCAUUCGGGAGGAACCGCGGACGAAACGAGCCCGCGAGACGUUGUGUCGGACACCAGCGUUGGUAUCGACGUCGCUGGAAGAAGGGGAACCCUUCCACGAACGUCCCGUCAAACGCUUUCGGGUCUCACCUUGCGUGGCCUGGCAAUACACGCAUCCGGUGCCGGAGCCGCUGGCCCGGCCGCGACCGACGCCCGUUUCGUGGGUCUCCCUCUUACCGGAAGAAGUCACGGCGCACUGUCUCUCCUUUCUACCCACGGUGGAAGAUCGAUUCGCCUUGCAGUGCACCAAUCGACAAUUCCGACGCAUUUCCAACGAGAAACCCAUGAUGCAGCACGUGGCCGUCGCGGGUGAUCGCGAAACCGGGAUGCGCGGUAUUCUGCAGGAACACGAUACUCCGGAAACGGCGGCCGUGGCCCUGACUCCUUUUUGUCAAGCGGGAAAUCUCGAAGCGAUCUACAUGCUGGGUAUUAUCAAGAGCUACUGUCACCAAGACGUACAGGACGGUAUUGCCUUGCUCAAACGAGCAUCGCGCGCAGGAUACGUCCGGGCCACCUACGCGCUAGGUCUCGUGCUACGCGAUAACGAUCCCAAGGAAGCCUCCCGGUACAUGAGAAAAGCCGCGCACAAAGGUUACCUUCCCGCACUGCAGGAAUGGCUGCCCGCUCGCGAAAUGAAACGCCGCUACGGAGAACCCCUCGCCGAAAAUCUACGCGAAUACCUCGAUCCCUUUGGUUUGAAUCGACUCUUGGCGCGACACUACGUACGGGACAAGCCCCUUCGCAAUUUGAAUACCUCGCACUGCUGGAAUCCGCUCUGCGGACGCUGGGCGUUCAAGGCACACACCGCGCACGUCGUCGAGGAACCCGUGGAUGUGCGCGUUUCUCGCAUGAAAAUGUGCAGCCGCUGCUGCCGUGCCAAGUACUGCAGCAAACUCUGUCAAGUCUACGAUUGGCGCUCGGGACGACACAAGACGGAAUGCCAGUUUUUGUAA
Phaeodactylum tricornutum CCAP 1055/1 is the source of this 1261-nucleotide messenger RNA. RefSeq lists its product with no specific name. Bases 137 to 1261 code for a protein of 374 amino acids. Gene Ontology annotation, molecular function: protein binding. The transcript has 2 exons. NCBI's taxonomy places the organism in Eukaryota, Bacillariophyta, Bacillariophyceae, Surirellales, Neidiaceae. The record is from RefSeq and is a predicted model, not a curated record.